CCGUUUGGCUCUUUUCUCUACUAGCGAGCAAACCUACAAUCUAGACCCAACUGUCCAUCCAGCUCAUUUUUAAGGGGAUUUAUCAUUAUAUAUGCCCGUGUAUCCAAAACACAUCGGCCAUUGGGGAUUCCUAGCACCGGUUGGCCGGGUCUGAAGGCCGUUAUAACGCUUUUUCGAGGUUUAAUUAGAGCUAGAAAACAACGGUGGUGGAGGAGGAGGAGAUUCCAUAUUAGGAGCACAGAGGAGAAGGCACCCCCCUUGUGUGAUUUGGAGCUUUUGGUUCUGAGCCCAUGGUACAAGGUCCUGACUGAACAUACUGGUGGUGCAUACAGACUUACUGCUGUGGCUAGGUGUGUGCGUGCUGACCUCAUGGUGUAACAGGAGUAAAGAUGAGCAUUAGCAGUGAUGAGGUCAACUUCCUGGUCUACAGAUACCUACAGGAGUCAGGGUUCUCCCACUCAGCGUUUACGUUUGGUAUAGAGAGUCACAUCAGCCAGUCCAACAUCAAUGGUGCUCUGGUUCCACCUGCUGCCCUCAUCAGCAUCAUCCAGAAGGGCCUGCAGUACGUCGAGGCUGAAGUCAGCAUCAAUGAGGACGGCACAUUAUUUGACGGGCGGCCCAUUGAGUCUCUGUCCCUGAUUGAUGCGGUGAUGCCUGACGUUGUUCAGACAAGGCAGCAGGCCUACCGGGACAAAAUGGCCCAGCAGCAGGCAGCCGCUUCGGCACCGGCAACGGCCACUGGAGGCAGCAUCGCCAGCAACGCCAAGAACGGAGAGAAUACUGCCAACGGGGAGGAGAAUGGAGCCCAUGCCUUAGCCAACAACCACGCAGACCUGAUGGAGGUGGACGGAGAUGUGGAGAUCCCUCAGAACAAGGCUAUGGUCUUGAGGGGCCAUGAGUCCGAGGUCUUCAUCUGUGCCUGGAACCCAGUCAGCGAUCUGCUGGCAUCAGGGUCUGGCGAUUCGACGGCUCGUAUCUGGAACCUGAGCGAGAACAGUACAAGCAGCUCCACGCAGCUGGUCCUGAGGCACUGCAUACGAGAGGGAGGACAGGACGUCCCCAGCAACAAAGACGUUACCUCGCUAGACUGGAAUAGCGAGGGCACGCUGUUAGCAACGGGCUCCUACGACGGUUUUGCCAGAAUAUGGACGAAGGAUGGAAACCUGGCCAGUACACUUGGCCAGCACAAAGGUCCCAUCUUUGCCCUUAAGUGGAAUAAAAAAGGCAAUUUUAUUCUCAGUGCAGGAGUAGACAAGACAACAAUCAUAUGGGAUGCCCAUACAGGAGAAGCCAAACAACAGUUUCCCUUCCAUUCAGCUCCAGCACUAGACGUGGAUUGGCAGAGCAACAAUACGUUCGCCUCCUGUAGUACAGACAUGUGCAUCCACGUCUGUAAACUGGGACAGGACAGACCCAUUAAAACAUUCCAGGGACACACAAAUGAAGUAAAUGCAAUCAAGUGGGAUCCCACAGGGAACCUGCUAGCCUCCUGCUCAGACGAUAUGACGUUGAAGAUUUGGAGUAUGAAGCAGGACUCGUGUGUCCACGACCUGCAGGCCCACAGUAAAGAAAUCUACACCAUCAAAUGGAGUCCCACUGGCCCUGGAACGAACAAUCCCAGCGCUAACCUCAUGCUAGCCAGUGCUUCGUUUGACUCCACAGUACGUCUUUGGGACGUGGAGAGAGGAAUCUGUAUCCACACGCUGACUAAACACCAGGAGCCAGUCUACAGCGUGGCUUUCAGCCCAGAUGGUCGGCAUCUGGCCAGUGGCUCCUUUGACAAAUGCGUGCACAUCUGGAAUACACAGACGGGCGCUUUAGUCCACAGUUACAGAGGGACGGGGGGAAUCUUUGAGGUUUGCUGGAAUGCAGCAGGGGACAAAGUGGGAGCCAGCGCAUCAGACGGAUCUGUGUGUGUACUAGACCUUCGGAAAUAGUGCUGCCGUUUGUUGGAAGACAUGGACCGACCAUGAAUGUGUACAUAGCCAAAUGACUGUCCCUGCCUGCCCUGCGUACUGCUCAUGCUUACGACCAUGGCCCCGCCCACUGACAGACAGGAAGCAGGAAACAGGAAACAGGAAGCAAGCACCCGACACAGGGAUGAACAGAUGGACAGACAGACGGAUGGAUAAACGGACGGAUGGAAGUGCCCCUCUCUAUCUGUGCAGACUCUUACAGAGAACAGAAGGGACGCAGUGAAAAAAAGAAAAAACUGAUAGACAAAAAAAAGUUACAGAUCCGUAUAUGUACCAAAAUUUGGAAGCUAUUUUUUUCUUUUUUGAUCUUUAAACCAUGCUCAUCGUCAUCAAAAUGAAAAACAAUGAAAAAAGUGUUGAUCUUUGUUACUAGUUGGAUCUCAUUGUGCAGACAUAUCAACUCCACCAUAAAAUAAGAUGGCACUUAGUUUUUUUAAAUUUCAGAUCUCUUGUUUCAAUGUUUUUAUAUUUUUUAUCUUUGGGGGAGGGGGCAGGGGCUGAUCAGGUUACUAAUUGGCGAAAUACACACACACACACUCAGACAUGCACACCAAACAGUGUCCUCGUCAUGAUUUCAAACCGAUGUGGCAAACAUAAAGGCUUUUUUCUGCAGCUGAGAUUGGGUCACACGGUCUGACCUGCACUUUGUCUUCUCCAGAGGGCAAACUCUGGAUUCCCCGUGUACAUCCACCUGGCCAUGAUGUACAUCUAGAUGCUUUAAAAACCGCUCCCCUGCGCACUAUUUGAUCUACAUGCUUUUACCCACAGUUCUCCCUGGACUCCGGCCAGUUUCAAUUGGCAAGAAGCUGACCUCCACCUGUCUGAAUGUUCAAGGCUGUUCUGGGUUUUAGGUAAUGCAACAGUUAGUCAGGUCCCAUCUCAGAUUACAUACUGUAUUCAGCCAAUAGGAUUCCAGCAGUUCUUUUUACCUUUACAAAACAUUCAAAUUUAUGGAACUGGUGGUGAAUGAAUAGUGUCCUCCUUUACAUUGCUGAUAAAGGCUUUAGUGAGUUUACACAUCAUUUGUAAAACUUCAAAUAUUUCUAAUUUGAUUCACCCUCAAAGGCCUCAAAUCAUGUGUGAUGAAAAAGCUAAGCACCUCGUUUAAAGUGUCUGCUUUUAGUUUUUGCAGAUUCGAGAUUCUCAGAGGUAGAUGCUCUGGAGGCAGAAAUAAUCUCAGCGAUGUACACCGCAGAGCGUAGAGCCAAAGAGAACUCCACCGAGGAAGUGAUUUUGGACACAGCCUCGGCCUGGCUGUAUUAAGCUAGCUGUUGUAGCUAAACCUCCAACUUCAAAAUAGCCAUAUUUGCCUGAGGUAGUGAGGCUGCCUGUUUAUUUUUCAAUCUCCUAAUUGCCGUGUCAUGAACGAAUGGCGAAAAACGUCAUUGCCACUGAUAUCGUAAAUUGUAUUUCGACCAAAAUUUUGUCUCAAAUUAGCCAGCUGGCUAACUUUGUCCGCUAUGGGAAAUGUCUGUUCCUCGGCUCUUCACUUAAUUAUUCCGCAGCAGCUCUGCCUCUGGGACUUACAUAACUGAAAUUUUAAUCUGCUGAGAUUUUUGUUUUACUGUUUUAUUGCGCACAACCACCCACCCAGUUUUCUCUGGCAUGGAGAGGAGGGCAUCAGUGACUUUGGGCUGCUGUUUGUCAACAGGCUGCCUUUACCUUCUCACCUCCAUCCUUCGUUCUUAACGUCCAAAAUUCUGCUCGCAUUUUAUUCUGAGGUUCCUUACUGACAAGACAUUUUAUACUCUUUUAAAGACAAAUUUAAAGUUACAUUUUUGUAAUUUCUUUGUAGAUUUGAAAAAUGUGAAUUGAUGAUUUAUUGGCAGUGUUAAUUUCCAUGUUCUAUAAAUUUGAAAGAUUUCCUUUUGUUACUUUGAUGCUAUUUGCAAAUAUUGCAAAAAAAGGUUGACCCUGUAAUGUAAGGCUUACUGAGCUGAGCUGUCAUUCUGUAGGCACCUUGCCUGGGAAGAGUUUUCCCAGGAGCAAAUUACCACUAAAUUUGCUGUUUUAAUAAAGAAAUGUUUUACUUUUUCUUUUGCUUGAAUAUUUUUGGGAAGCUUUGUCCCAGAAAAUGACUUUCUCCUGAAACUCCUCUUGGCUUACACGUAAGACAGUUCAAAAGAGUAACUCUUUAAAUUGAAUAAAAUUGUAAUUUUUCAAUCAAGCCAGGACUCGAGGGAAUUUGUUCCCCCUUUUCCAUCGCUACAGUUGAGAGGCACUCAGAUGUUCUGUGGAGAAACUCUGGAGGCAGAUAUAAUCUCAUUGGUUGAAUAUGGAGUGUCUAAAUUGUUAGUGGGCAAUGGGACAUUUUGAGCACAGAAAAAGAUUUUAUGCACAAUUAUAUUUUAUAGAGGCUUUUAGAUCUAUUCUCUGCUCGGUAAAUUUGUUUGUGUGGUUGCUCUUAUCCACAUAAGCGUUUUUCUCAUUUGCCCUCUCUCAAAUUCCCUGCUCUGUGUUCCCAAACCCUUGAGCACUUAAGAGUCUCUCAGGUUUGCCUGCGUGCUCGUUUAACAGUGUGCUUCCAUUCCAGCCAACUGGAUAACUGAAGUAUCUGUAAUUGGCUGUUUUGCCUCCGAUCCGAACAUUGGUUGGAUCACCGGUCACUAAGGACGCACUCCCUACUCUAGCUUUGUCUGUGCUAAAAACGCGCGCACACAAUUAUAAUGCCGUGCUUGAGUUAAACCUCAGUGGCCGGAGCCAAAGAACUGUAGUAGUAUUAGACUGAACCCCAGUGAAAAGGCUAAUCAGAUCCUCCUGAAGCAUCAGGAAUUGGCCCAAAAAUGAAGUUAACAUACAUGUUGACCUAACAAUUCAAGUUUGGAGUCACUCAGAGGUUUAAUGAAACCAAAAACAUUCUAUCUGCCUCCAGAGCACCUCUGCUUCUGAGAAAUGUUUGUAUAACUACAAAUCAACUUUGUCUCCUGUAACCCCUGUAAUAAAUUGGAGAUUUCUACUAAUGGACUUAGAGAUUUCAUGUGUUCCUAUUUACAGUUCUGUGUACUAUUUGUUUUUUCUUCCCUGUAUUUAAAGCACUUGAGCCAACAGUUAUGAAAAUAUCUCGCACGGGAAUAUUCCUCUGAUGUGUUCAUGCCAUCCUUAGGUCACACAGUUUGUCUGGGUAAACAUGGCCGCCACAACAGAGCAUCAUGUCAGCAAAGCUGCAUCUCUCCCAUGGGGUCUCCAAGCCUUUGUUUUGUUUUUUUUCUGCAACGCGCAUCACAUCGAUCUGUUAUCAUUUACGUCAGAUCAGUGAAACAAAAGUCCAGAAUAAAAUAUAUUUUGAUAAGA
Messenger RNA from Siniperca chuatsi (mandarin fish), 5267 nucleotides. It is a transcript of the gene tbl1xr1a, whose product is annotated as tbl1x receptor 1a. Gene Ontology annotation, molecular function: protein binding; transcription corepressor activity. Gene Ontology annotation, cellular component: histone deacetylase complex. The transcript has 16 exons. The record is from RefSeq and is a predicted model, not a curated record. Gene Ontology annotation, biological process: regulation of transcription by RNA polymerase II. Lineage: Eukaryota; Metazoa; Chordata; Actinopteri; Centrarchiformes; Sinipercidae. The coding region runs from base 390 to 1937 and encodes 515 amino acids.